Molecule: messenger RNA, 3033 nt
Organism: Siniperca chuatsi (mandarin fish)
Lineage: Eukaryota; Metazoa; Chordata; Actinopteri; Centrarchiformes; Sinipercidae
Exons: 8
Coding region: 629-1615 (328 amino acids)
Source: RefSeq, a predicted model, not a curated record
AGAAAUGCUCUGCUCUAUACUUGUAGACAGUGAAUACUACUUCACAAUAAUAUACUGACUGAACAAUAAAAGAAAAACAUGCAAUAACCUUCACACCACAAACAGGCCUAGUAAUAAAGCAGCAGCAAGAUUACUCACUUAAUAAAUAAUAAUAAUUAAAAUAAUUACUAUAGAUAAAAAUUUAAUAAAAUGACAACCACCCCGGGAAGCAAAGAGGGGAGCGGCAAAGCUAUUAUCAAAUUUCAAAAAUAAAAAACGCCAACAGUACAUUGAAAUAUACUAAAAAUGUAGGCUAUCCCAGAGCGGAGACGCUCCCUGAAAAUGCAGGACAACACCACCACACAGGAGAGCGUCGUGGAGCCUCCGCCUCACUCCGGAGCUGCUGACUGGAAACACCGGCAGUCUGAGACGCUCAAAUUACUCCACCGCAGCUGUGGAGCUUCAAGCAGCUCGCCGGCAGACUCAGGAGAAAGCAGGGAGAGAGCAGGUGAUCGGUGUUGUAAGCACAGGAGGGAGCCGCCUUAUCCAGCUUGCAGGAGACUGCAAUUAACCUCUGGUGUCCCCUCUCCAGCAUGCAGCUCCCACACAGUGAUGUAACCAUUAAUGUAUCAUUAAGAUAAAGACUAGAAUGCCUCAGCUUGGAAGCCUGUUUACUCAGUUUCAUCUCAGCUCCAAAGCUUCAGAAAGUCCUCAAGGCCAGAGCCCACAUCAGACACCAAUACUACCAGAUUUUUUACAACAUGUCAGGAAACUCACUGGGCUGAGAAAGGAUGAGGUUUACUGCAAUCUGCGUAUCCCCGACCAGUUUCAGGCCACCAAAGAUGACAUCAAUAUUGUUAUCCUCGCAGGCCAGGGGAUCUUCUGCAUAGAUGUAAAACCCUGGAGAGGCACAGUGUCCGCUCACAACCAAAACUGGCUUGUGCAAGUGAAAGAAGAGGACCAAAACUUUACCAAUACCUGCAUUGAGCAGAUUGAAGAUCCCCUCAAAGCUAUCAUGACCAAGACAGUCAACUUAUGUGGCCAUUUGAAGAGGAGUGGAGUGUCUGUGCGCCAAAGCCUCUUCUUCCCCAGGGUUAUCUUCCUCUCUCCAGACUGCGAUCUGGAUGAGGAGCUGAGGAAGAGGAGGGAGCUGGUCUCCCACAGCCAGAUAGACUGCUUCCUCAGAUCUUUCCGGGAGGGCUACAUGGCCUGGAUAUCAGAUGCACUGACUCCCUCCUGGCUCUCUGGUCAUCUGUCGUACAGGCAGAUGGAGUCAGUGCGGGAGGUCCUGAGGAGGGUGGGAACAUGGGAUGUGGUGCAGCUGCACUGUGGUGAGCAGCUGAAAGGAGACUACCAGGACUGCCAGUACAUCGCUCUCAACCGACAGGAGACAGACAUGCUGGAGUUUUCCAGAGUCAAGACCCUGUCAGCUGAUUCGCUGUGGGCCCUGCUGGGACACGCUCCUCAGGUAACCGUUAAAAUGUACAAGCGUGGCUCUCACGGCUGGCUGGGCAAAUCCCUGAAUGCCACCACCACCAUCCCCUCCAACACCUUUGUCAUCUUCAGGAUCAGCGGGGAGGAAGCAGAUGCCAAAAUCCCAGCAAACACCAUUCACAGCAUCACACUCAGCAUGUGACAGUCAAUAAAGAGGAUAGCCAUCACAAAAUGGCGCUGCCGAGAGAGGAAGCAUUCUUAAUCACAAGUAUGCAGAUGCAAAAAAACAAACUCUUAAUUUAGCUCAAACCUAAUCACAUUUUUAUUGAGUGCCUUUUACUAUGCAGUGUUUGCAUUUUGUUAUAUUAUGCUAACAACACAGGUUCUGAAUGUCUUUAAGUGAACAUUUGUUAUAAAAAAAAAAGAAAGAAAGAAAAGAAAAAAUGCCCUAUUUGCAAAUUUCCUUGAUUCUCCGAUCCUCAGUGGCAAUAUUAUGUUAAUGAAGAUGGUUUCAGACAAUUAGCCUGAUUAACUUUCUCUUGUUUUGAAUUUCUAGGGCUGGCCCACACUUUACACUAGCCAUUAAUUAAUCAUUAUGUUAGCUGAUUGUGUCACAUCAGUUCAAGAUUGAAGUGUUUAAUGUGUUAAUUGUGGCGGUUAAAAACUGGUUGCCUCUAGUACAACGAGGGCCAAGCGUGUUACUGCCUCUAUGGGUUUAAUGGGCGGUGAUUUACGGUCUGUUUAGAUGGUGUAACUGUAAGGUGCUUUAUUAAUAUGCUCCACCACACAGAGGAGAUGAUAACAUAUUCAAGAGCGCACAGGCGCAGCCGCCAGCACCAUUCAUAACUGUGUCUGAGUCACUUUCCAUCAGUUACCAGGCUUAGUCAGCUGCGCUAACAGCUAGCAAUUGUAUUUACUGUGCCUGGUCGUGGCCAAAAUGAAGUUAUUUCCAUCAAGAUAUCAGUGCCUUUAGCUAAUGCAAUAGAAGGAGCUCUCUGUGUUGAUGGUAUCUCUUUGCAUGGCAUCUCUCUACCUGAAACAUCAUUACACUGUACUCAAGCUCCUCACUUUUUCAAAUGUCUGUUUACUGUUUUACCUGAGGGACAGAUCAUUGGUAGUUGUACAAACAGCACUGUGUUGUUUGCAUUUGUAGGUGCACAUUUUUUAGACUCUGGUUGUUUUCAGAUCUUGGUUAACAUUGCUUGAAUGUGUUUUGAUGAAUUUAUUGUCUUUGCAUAUUUAUACUUAAGCACUAAAGAGUGUCCUCAGGAACUGUUUUCUCCACAACACUUGACAAACAAUAUUGACAAUAUCAGACGAUCUGGGAUGAGAAGGACUUUAAGGAAAUUACUAUAUGUAAUUCUGAUAAGUGGUGCAGGUUUUACUGUAAAUUCAUUAUACCUAACAAUCAAUGUUUUCUUCAUUUUUUUAAAAACUAAAAGCACUUUCAGCAUCAAGCCAACUUAAGAAGCACGAUUGUUAACCAUACUCUUCAGUUGACUAAUUUAAGCAUGGUUGUUUUAUUCAUUGGUGUGUUUUUCUAUUCAUGGUAUCAUCAAGUGUUUUUAUGUUUACAUGUAUUUGUACUAUCUGGUCUCAUAAUAAAAAGAUUUGAUGAUU